GAGUCGAUCAUGUUCUAGCGUCCACGGGGGACAAUGACGGUCCAAACCCUCCGCUCCUCGGCUCUGCUCUCCUGCGCGUCCCUCCUGUGGUUCGCGGCGGCGGCCGGCGGGAUGCCGUCCGCGGCGCAGCGGGACCUGCUGAUGCGGCAGGAGGCGUCCAGGCAGAUGGGAGGCGGCGUGACGCUGACGGCGGCCGAGCGGCGGCUGGACGCCGACCUGCGGCGCCUCAAGGAGCGAGAGAUGUCCGCCGCGCAGUUCCCCCCGGCCCUCCACUUCUUCAAAGCCAGGCCCCUCAUCCGGGAGAGUCCGGUCUUCAAGCUGCUGCAGAAGAUGCCCAAAGGCGGCGCGCUGCACGUCCACACCUCCUCGCUGGUCGGCGCGGAGUGGCUGGUGAAGAACGUCACCUACAGGCCCCACUGCCACGUCUGCUUCACCUGGGACAACUCGGUCCGCUUCGUCUUCUCCGAGCGCCGGCCGUUCCCUCGGUGGGACUGCUUCUACUGGCAGCUGCUCGGGACCCUGAGGGCCAGGAUAGGAGACGCCUCGGGCUUCGAUGACAGUUUAAUGCAGCACCUGACGCUGUUCACCGAGGAUCCGGACGGCGAGUACCCGAGCCAGGAGGUGGUGUGGGAGAAGUUCGAGAAGGUCUUCAUCGCGGCCGCCGGGCUCAUCACCCACGCUCCCGUGCUGAGGGACUACUUCUACCGGGGCUUAGAGGAGCUCCUGCAGGACAACGUCAUGUACCUGGAACUCCGGAGCGGCCUCUCGAAGACGUACGAGCUGGAUGGGACCGUCCACGACACGGCCUGGACCCUGAGGACCUUUCAAGAGGUCACGCGGAGGUUCGUUGCAGACCAUCCGGACUUUCUCGGGGCUCGUGUCAUAUUUUCUGUGCACAGGGCUCUGAGUGUCUCCGAGGUCAAAGCAGCCGUGAAAGAGGCCAUUCAGCUGCAAGCGGACUUCCCAGACGUGGUCGCGGGAUUCGACAUGGUCGGCAGGGAGGACAGCGGCCGCAGCCUCUGGUACUUCCGGGACGCCCUCGCUCUGCCCGCCGAGCUGGGGGUCGCGCUGCCGUACUUCUUUCACGCGGGGGAAACGGACGCCGACGGCACCGACGUGGACCAGAACGUCCUGGACGCGCUGCUGUUCAACACCACGCGCAUCGGGCACGGCUACGCCCUGGCGCACCACCCGCUCGCCAAAGAGCUGUCCAGGAAGAGGAACGUGGCCGUGGAGCUGUGCCCCAUCUCAAACCAGGUGCUGAGGCUGGUCUCGGACCUUCGUAACCACCCGGCGGCCGUGCUGAUGUCCGAGGGUCACCCGAUGGUGGUCAGCUCCGACGACCCGUCUCUGUUCGGCACCACGGGCCUCUCCUACGACUUCUACGAGGCCUUUGUAGGCAUCGGAGGAUUGAAGGCCAACCUGGGCACUCUCAAGGAGCUGGCUCUGAACUCCAUCAGGUUCAGCUCCCUGCCGCCUCACCUGAAGGACAAAGGCCUCGUCAUGUGGCAGAAGAAAUGGGACGCCUUCAUCUUCGACCAUUCGUGACAACCGGGCCGAAUCCUCUCCCACGAGAUGAUGGGGGGAAAAAGCAAAAAAAAAAAAAAAAAGAUGUCUUGACCUUUAUUAGAACUGUGAUGCAAACAUUCUGCCCUGCUCUGUGCGGUUCAAAGCUGCCCACAGACACAGAAAAAAGGGAUUUUUACACACAAAGUCAAAGAAACGUCGUAACUCAAUUGUAGUAAUAUAAUUUAAUGCCACAUUUUGAUGCCUGUGAACGUUGUCCCGUGUCAUUGCCCUUUGAUGAGAUACUGUAUGUUCCAGCUCUGACCAGUGCACCGCUGAACAACCAGUGCGUAAGAGCCGCCGCGAUCGGCCGUCACAAUUUCCAGGCAUCGCUUUGUUUCUCUGUUCCGGAUCGGUCCGUCCUGAGAAAUAAAACAAAUUACAACAAUA
Pungitius pungitius (ninespine stickleback) is the source of this 1956-nucleotide messenger RNA. It is a transcript of the gene ada2b, whose product is annotated as adenosine deaminase 2b. The transcript has 9 exons. Gene Ontology annotation, molecular function: adenosine deaminase activity. NCBI's taxonomy places the organism in Eukaryota, Metazoa, Chordata, Actinopteri, Perciformes, Gasterosteidae. The record is from RefSeq and is a predicted model, not a curated record. Gene Ontology annotation, biological process: adenosine catabolic process; inosine biosynthetic process. The coding region runs from base 34 to 1548 and encodes 504 amino acids.